AUGCCCGACUUUCGACACUUACCUGAGCAAGUGCAUCGAACAUUUGUACAGCGAAAUGUCAGAAAUUUGAAAUGUUUGAAUAUUGUUGAACAGACCGAAUCGGGCUACGAGUAUCUUCCUCAGGAAAGCAACGAUCGAAUUGUGUGGCAAUAUGUGAUUGGUGAUGAACUAUUGAUUCAACUAGAACACAUCAUGAGAGACUAUCGAGGUGUUCUCAAAGAUACGUUAUUCGCACGACUGCUCUUGCUCGUCAAAGUAUUUUCAACUGAAUUUUCAACAACGACACCGACCGAUGCAUUUCACGAUUAUUCCUAUACACCACCACCAGAAUUUAUUCUCGCACUACAAAAUUAUUAUGUUAGUCUACUAUGGAAAUUCAUGGUCUAUCGUGUAGGCGAACACGAAAUAAUUCAGCUAUUUCAUCAGAUCAUUGGUCUUUCAGUUAGAUGUUUGAAGUUCAGUGAGGGAUUAGAUCGAAAUCUAGUUGACGGAGUAGAGAUGCAACAAGUCCUUAAAAUAACGCAAUCUCUAUUGCUUCUGUAA
This is a messenger RNA of Didymodactylos carnosus, 543 nucleotides long. NCBI's taxonomy places the organism in Eukaryota, Metazoa, Rotifera, Eurotatoria, Philodinida, Philodinidae. The record is from the annotation of a GenBank genome assembly.